UGCUCUGGUCUGAACUUGACAGCUGUGGGUUCGGUUUCGUCGGUGUCAGAAUCCUGAGAAUAAAAAGCAGAGUGUGAGCUCAGUGUUCAGUCUGAAGAUGGAGACGAAGGAGGAGCGCGUCACAGCGAAGAGGGGCAGCACGGAGCAGAGGAAGCUGCGCUCCCGUGAUGCAGCCAGAUGUCGACGCAGUCAGGAGACCGAGGUGUUUUAUGACCUCGCCCGCACUCUGCCGCUCCCCCGCAAGGUGUCCACCCACCUGGACAAGGCUGCCAUCAUGAGGGUCGCCCUCAGCUUCCUGCGCAUGCACCACCUCCUGCGACCCGGUGAGAAUCAGAAAGAGGAGUCUGAAGAGGAAGAGAGCGACGACAGGGAGGAAGACGAGGAAGAGGAGGAAGAGGAGGAUCCAAUCGACGCUUUCUAUCCUCAGACGUUGGCUGGUUUCAUCAUGGUGAUGACGGAGGAAGGGGACAUGAUCUACCUGACGGAAAAUGUCAGCAAACACAUCGGCAUCACACAGCUGGAGCUGCUGGGUCAGAGUGUUUAUGACUUAGUUCAUCCGUGUGACCAGGAGGAGCUCAGGGAUCUGCUGGGUCUACGUCCAGGUUCGAGUAAGAAAGAACAGAAACAUCACGACGAGAGAAACUUCUUCCUGCGAAUGAAAAGCACACUGACCAGCAGGGGGCGCACAGUCAACAUCAAGUCUGCGACAUGGAAGGUUCUUCACUGCACAGGUCACAUGGGUCCACAUGGUGGCGGCUCCACGUCGCCCCCUGCAGCCAGAGUGAUGACCCUGCUGUGUGAGCCCAUCCCUCACCCGUCCAGCGUGGAGUUCCCUCUGGACACGUGCACCUUCCUCACCCGCCACAGCAUGGACCUGCGCUUCACACACUGCGAGGGCAGGGUUACAGACUUGGUGGGAUACAAACCUGAAGAUCUGAUUGGCCGCUCGGCCUACGCGUUCCAUCACGCGCUCGACUCCGAUCACGUGACCAAAAGCCUGCACACAUUGUUGCUCAAAGGUCAGGUCAGCACCAGUCACUACCGCUUCCUGGCAAACAGCGGCGGCUUCGUCUGGGCCGAGACUCAGGCGACUGUUCUCUACAGCAGCAAGACGUCGCAGCCAGAGGCCGUCGUCUGCCUCAACUUCAUACUCAGUUCUGUGGAGCACCCCGACGUCGUCUUCUCCUCUGAGCAGACCCGUUGUGGUCUCCAGCCCAAAGCGGAACCCGACUCACCGCCGCUCACACCAGAGGAUUGUGGGACGCCUGAUGUCUGUGACACUGACGUUCAAAAUCCAACCAACUGCAGUCAGACUGAGGACACAGGUUCGAAUCCCAGCAGCACCACUGAGCUGUUCUUCAAACCGCAGGAGAUGCCGGAGGAGCCAUUCCAGAUGGCUGAUGACGACACAGACGCCGUCGCACCACUGACGGGAGGUUUUGUGGAGCUGUCGUUCGUCAGUCCGCUCAGCCCGGACCUGCUGCCCGACCACCCUCAGGAUCUGUGCACGCCACAGCUGCGACAGCUCCUCACACCCAUCUUCAACCCCAUCACACCACCCUCGUCACCUGAUCCUGAUGUGUGUCCCAGUGAGGACGACGUGAUGGACGCGAGCGAGGUGCAGAGGUUCUUUGCCAUUUGGCCAGACAAUGGUCAAAAGAAAGAAAAGACAGUGGAGAACAUGGAGGCGAUGGAUCUGGACAUGUUGGCUCCGUACAUCUCGAUGGACGACGACUUCCAGCUGAGCGUCUUCAGUGGUUUGUCUGAGGAAGACGACAAACCUCCGUCCGAACCGUCAGCUGUGACUCCUCCACUCAGCAGGAAACGGGCCCAUAACCGAGACCAGGAGCUUCCGUCUCAGCUGAGGAUUCAGGACAAGAGACAGAAACAAACUCCUCCGACAACAGAAGAGGAACUUUUCCUCAGUCACAGAUUACUGGACUGUCUGGAGGAACCCGACCAAUCAGAUCUAGACCUGGGCCCAGGAGGGCGGAGUCAGCUGCUCACAGACAGAGACCCCGUUUUAGGAGGCGUUCAGGGGCUUUGUGAAACCGCAGCUCUGAUGAGGGACAUAUUCGAACCUCGCCCUCCGGACCUGCCGCCACCUCUGUCGCCCUUGACUUGAUGGAGCUCCCGUCAGUUGUGGAGUUCGGCGCUCGAGAGAACGUGGCCCCGGGAUCCACAGCCGCCCACAGAGCGCACAUAUACAAACGCAACACGCCACAAACAUGCACGCACCAGAACAUCGACUCACGUACGCUGCAUUCCUCUGCUGGAGGGUCGACCAGACGCCGGCAGCUCAACCAGGAAACGCCACUAAUGUGUUUCCUCAUUGUUCUCUGACUGUGGAGCGAGAGCCAAUCACAUGUUGGAGAUCAGGUGUGUGAGUCCACUCUUUGAAUCUGAGCGUUUUCCAUCUACUUUAAUGUUUAUCAAUGAUUUCAUGUGAGAAAUUAUCAAGGGUCAAUCUCUCUUAUGGACAGCAGGUGGUGCUGGAUUUGAAGAGAAUCUGGGAACGUGUUUUUCUAUGCAGCUAAAUUUAGUGUAACUUUAAACUUUCAAUGUAAGAAAUCAUCAACUCCCAUGAUGCUCGGCUUUGACAACUUAUCUUUCUCCGAAACAAUCACAACAAACAAACAAGCGAGUUUCAGUGGCUUAUUUGUACGUCUUUUUAUACACUCAUAAUAAUAAUAAUCUUUGUUUAUUCAAUGAUGCAUUUACUGUAAAGAGUUUUCAUCUGGGGAUUUUAUGACUGUGUUUUGUGAAAUGAGUCGGUCGCCUGUAGGUCAGUCAUGUGUGUGUGUGUGUUUGUCCUCCUGAUGAUGUCGGGGGGGAGGGGGUUAUCUCAUAUCAAACACUCCUGUUGCUCAACAUGAGGCGAGCGCUCUCAGAGGAAGAUCAGUAAACGUCACCUGUGACUGUUGUGAACCCACGUGACAGUGGAAUCAAACAAAACAUGUCGCUCUCUGCAGAUUUAAUUCUGCUUUUCUCAUAUUAGUACAUUUAUAACCUGAUUAACUGUCAGUGAGACAAACAGCAGAGUUCAUAUUCUGAUUAAACACUAGUAUUCAUGUUUUUAUCAUCUAUACGUUUGAAUUUUACGACUUUUAACAAACUGUGCCUCGAGUGAUAUCAGCUGAACGUGGUGUUUUUCAGAGGCAGUGAUUUGUUUCUACACUGAAAUGUGGAGGAUUGUUGUUUUGGCCUCAGACUCUAAAUAAAGCCUCAAACAGCAAAAUGUGAUUCACUGUGAAAGAGCAUCUUGUUUAUUUCUGAACCGUUUGUUUCUCGCUCCGUGAGCCUCGAGUCCUCCAGUGAAAUACACAAAACACAGGAUCUGCUCAACGUCCCUGUGGAUUUUUAAUGAGGGAGGAAACAAAACCUGUUUUAUUUGUAUCCGUUCAUCCUGUUUGUGUUCUGGAGUUCUGAAUAAAGCUGUUGAAGCAGAA
This is a messenger RNA of Hippoglossus stenolepis (Pacific halibut), 3449 nucleotides long. It is a transcript of the gene hif1al, whose product is annotated as hypoxia inducible factor 1 subunit alpha, like. Gene Ontology annotation, molecular function: protein dimerization activity; DNA-binding transcription factor activity, RNA polymerase II-specific; RNA polymerase II transcription regulatory region sequence-specific DNA binding. Lineage: Eukaryota; Metazoa; Chordata; Actinopteri; Pleuronectiformes; Pleuronectidae. Gene Ontology annotation, biological process: cellular response to hypoxia; regulation of transcription by RNA polymerase II. The record is from RefSeq and is a predicted model, not a curated record. The transcript is spliced from 15 exons. The coding region runs from base 98 to 2125 and encodes 675 amino acids.